Molecule: messenger RNA, 20319 nt
Organism: Cavia porcellus (domestic guinea pig)
Lineage: Eukaryota; Metazoa; Chordata; Mammalia; Rodentia; Caviidae
Gene: Minpp1
Product: multiple inositol-polyphosphate phosphatase 1
Exons: 5
Coding region: 71-1144 (357 amino acids)
Molecular function (GO): inositol phosphate phosphatase activity; acid phosphatase activity
Source: RefSeq, a predicted model, not a curated record
UGCCAGCCUGAGCCGGAAGUUGGUCUUCCCUGGCCAGCGCGUCCCUUCGGCGGGCCGCCCCGCGAGUGCGAUGCUCUGUGGUACCCGAGGCCUCCUGAGGGCCUCCGUAGCGCCCACCGCUGCCCUGGCUGCGGCCCUGCUCUCGACGCUUGCGCGCUGCUCGCUCCCGGAGCGCGGGGACCUGAGGACCACAGCGCUCAGCCCCUACUUCGGCACCAAGACUCGCUACGAGGAUGUCAACCCCGGACUGCUGUUGGACCCCGAGACGCCGCGGCGGGACCCGGAACUGCUGGCCGGGAGCUGCACCCCAGUGCAGCUGGUCGCCCUCAUCCGCCACGGUACUCGCUACCCUACGGCCAAACAGAUCAACAAGCUGAGGCAGCUGUACGGGCUGCUGCAGGCCCGCGGGCCGAAGGAUAAAAGGCCGGGCAGUGCGGAGUCUCGCGGCCUGGGCGCCGCACUUGCCGACUGGCCGCUGUGGUACGCGGACUGGAUGGACGGACAGCUGGUGGAGAAGGGACGGCAGGACAUGCGACAACUGGCGCUGCGUCUGGCUUCACUCUUCCCGGCCCUCUUCACCCAUGAGAACUACGGCCGCCUAAGGCUGAUCACCAGCUCCAAGCACCGCUGCAUGGACAGCGGCGUCGCCUUCCUGCAGGGACUGUGGCAGCACUACUAUCCUGGCCUGUCCCCGCCCGACGUCGCAGAUAUGGAGUGUGGACCUCCAAGAGUUAAUGACAAACUAAUGAGGUUCUUUGAUCACUGUGAGAAGUUUUUAACUGAAGUGGAAAGGAAUGCAACAGCUCUUUAUCAUGUGGAAGCCUUCAAAACUGGACCAGAAAUGCAGAACACUUUAAAAAAAGUUGCAGAUACUUUGCAAGUGCCAGUAAAUGACUUAAAUGCAGAUUUAAUUCAGGUAGCUUUUUUUACCUGUUCAUUUGACUUGGCAAUUAGAGGUGUUAAAUCCCCUUGGUGUGAUGUUUUUGACGUAGAUGAUGCAAAGGUAUUAGAAUAUUUAAAUGACCUCAAACAAUAUUGGAAAAGAAGCUAUGGAUAUACCAUUAAUAGUCGAUCAAGCUGUACUCUAUUUCAAGAUAUCUUUCAACACUUGGACAAAGCAGUUGAACAGAAGCAAAGGGAUUGAACUCACGACUGCCUGCUUGCAAGGCAGGCACUUAUGCCGCUGAGCUAAAUCCCCAGCCCCAAUAAGUAAGUUUUUGUCAUUAAAUAAUUCUCAGUGUUAAUCCUUUUUCUAUAUUUUCAUAAGCUCUUAAUUUCAACUUUUUGAUAUAUUCAGAUUUUAUAGUAGAAUAAGGUUAUGGUUUUUAAGAUUGGUAGUUCUUUUUUUGGCAAUAAUGGCUUUUAUAUGAGAGAUUUGUAAUAAAAAUUAAACAAGAUGAUUUCUUGGAAUAUAUCAAGCAUCAAACACAUGUCACAUGUUACUAAGAUCUCUUUUUAUAAAUUUUUAAUUUAAUUUUAUUUUAAAGAGAUUAAGAUAAAAGAGGACAGAACAAAGCACAUCAGAACAGAACAAUGUAAGCAAUGCUAGGGAGACUAUACGGUACUUAUACAUGUGAGUUUGAUUUAUUUUGCUUAUGAGUAUGAUCUCAAGUUGCAUCCAUUUAUUUAUAAAUAACUCAAUGUGAUCACUCUUUAUAGCUGAGUAGUAUUCCAUUGUAUAAAAAUACCACAACUUUUUAUCCAUUCCUCAGUUGAUGGAACAACUUAGGUUGUUUCCAUAUCUGCCUACUACAAGUGGUGCUGCUAUAAACAUGGGUGCACAUAUAUCACUGUGGUAUGAUGUUUUCAGUUCUGGGAAUAUGCCCAGAAGUGGAUUAGCUGGGUCAAAUGGGACUUCCAAUCCCUGGUUUAUGAGGACUUUCCAGACUGACCUCCAUAGUGGUUGCACCAGUCUACACUCCCACCAACAAUGCAGGAGAGUUCCUUUUUCCCCCACAGCCUCUCCAGCAUUUGUUGUUGGUAGUUUUCUUUAACUUGGCCAUUCUUCCUGGAGUGAGAUGGAAUCUCAGUGUUGUUUUGAUUUGCAUUUCUCUAAUGCCUAAUGAUGGUGAACAUUUUUUCAUAUGUCAUUUGUAUUUUUUCAUCUGACAACUGUGUAUUCAUCUGUGUAUUCUGUGUGUUCCCAUUUUUGGAUUGGGUCUUUGAAUUUUGGGGUUCUGAUUUUUUUAAAUUCUUUAUAUGUUUUAUACAGAAGUCCUUUGUCUGAGGGACAGUUCACUAAGAUUUUUUUCCCAGUUUGUGUGUUUUCUUUUCACUAUGCUGGAGAUUUCUUUCCACUUGCAGAAACUCUUUGAUAAGGCAUGAUCCCAGUUAUUGAUUCUUGGAAUUUUUUCCUGUGCGCUUUGAUUCCUGUUCAUGAAUUCUCUAUCUACCCCUAUGUCUUCAAGAUUUUUACCUAAUUUGUCUUCCAACAGAUUUAGUGUUUCUGUUUUAAUAUUCAGAUCUUUGAUCCAUUUAGAUUUUAGUUUAGUACAUGAUGAUAGGCAUGGGUCUAGCUUUAGUUUUCAGCGUAUGGAGAGCCAGUUUUCUCAACACCAUUAAAGAGACUAUCUUUCUUCCAGUGAAUAGGUUUGGCCCCUUUAUCAAAGAUAAGGUGGUUGGGUGUGUUUGUAGUGUUGUUGUAUCUUCUAAUCUAUUCCACUAAUCUUCAAAUCUGUUUGUAUUCUAGUGCCAUGUUGAUUUCAUUACAGUAGCUUUGUAGUAUAACUUCAAGUCAGAGAUUAUGAUGCUUCCUGCCUUGCCUUUGCUACUUACAAUUGCGUUUGCUAUUCUAGGUCUCUUCUGGUUCCAGAUGAGUUUUAGGAGUGAUUUCUCUUGAUCUAUGAAGUAUCUUAGUGGUAUUUUCAUUGGGAUUGCAUUGAAUCUGUAUAACAGUUUUGGGAGAAUGGCCAUUUCCACAAUAUUUAUUCCUCCUAUUCAUGAACAAGGGAUUUCCAUUUUCUGAGGUCGUCUUCAAUUUCUUUUUUCGGGGUAUUGUAAUUUUCCCUGUAUAGAUCUUUUACUUUCGUGAGAUUAAUUCCUAAGUAUUUCAUUUUUUGGAUGCUAGUGUGAAGGGUGUGGCUUCUCUCAUUUCUCUCUCAGUGAAUUUAUGGUUAGUGUAUAGGAAUGCUAUUGAUUUUUUAGUAUUUACUUUGUAUUCAGCUAUAUUGCUGAAUUUAUUUAUUAGAUGUAGGAGUCUUUCAAUGGUGUUUUGGGGAUCUUCUUGUACAGUAUCAUGUCAUCUGCAAAUAAUGAUAAUUUAACUUCCUGUUUUCCUAUCUUUACCCCUUUUAUUUGUCUCUCUUGUCUAAUUACUUGGCUAGUCUUUCCAGUACUAUGUUGAAUAAGAGCGAAAAUAAGGGACAUCCUUGUCUUGUGCCUGGUUUUAAGGUAAAGGCUUUCAGUUUUUGCCCUUUUAAUAUGAUGCUGGCUGUUGAUUUGUCAUAGAUGGCCUUUAUCAUAUUGAGGUAAAGGCCAUCUAUUCCAAUUUUCUGUAAGGGUCUUAUCAAGAAUGAGUGUUGGACUUUAUCAAAAGCUUUUUCUGCAUCUAUAGAAAUGAUCAUGUGAUUCUUAAUUUUGGUUCUAUUGAUAUGGUGGAUUACAUUUAUUGAUUUGCAUAUGUUGAACCAUCCCUGCAUGCCUGGGAUGAAUCUCACUUGGUCAUGAUGUAUAAUCUUCUUGAUGAUUUGCUGCAUCCUAUUUGCCAAUAUUUUAUUGAGAAUUUUUACAUCUGUAUUCAUUAGGGAGAUUAGCCUGUUGUUCUCUUUUUAGUUGGGUCUUUCUCAGUUUUUGGUACUAGCCUAAUACUUGCUUUCAGGAAUGACUUAGGAAGAAUUGCUUCCCUUUUGAUUUCAUUGAAGAGUUGAGAAGUGUUGGCAUUUAGUCUUCUUUGUAUUUCUUGUAGAAUUCCACAGUGAAUCUGUCUAGGCCUGGGCUUUUCUUUGUAGGUAAGGACUUAAUUACACUUUCAAUUUCAUUGAUAGAAAUUGGGUUAUUCAGCAGUUUUACAUUUUCUAGACGCAGUUUUGGUAGUUCAUGUGUUUCUAGGAAUCUGUCCAUUUUUUUCUGUGUUAUCAAACCUAUGAGAGUAGAGGUUUUUGAAACAGGUGUUGAUGAUCUUCUGUAUUUCCACAGAGUGUGUAGUGAUUGCACCUUUUUCAUUCCUUAUUGCAUAAAUUUGAGCAUUUUCUUUCCUUUUUCUAAUAAGGUUGGCUAUAGGCUUAUCAAUUUUAUUCUUUCAAAGAACUGACUCUUUGAUUCUUUCAUUCUUUGGAUUGUGUGUAUUGCAUUAAUUUCUGCUCUGAUUUUUAUAAUUUUCUCCCUUCUUUUGGCUUUGCACUUGACUUGCUCUUCUUUUUCUAGAUAUUUGAAGUAUAGCAUCAGUUUGCUUAUUUGUGUUCAUUCUGUUUUCCUGAUGUGGGAACUCAGUGCAAUAAAUUUUCUUCUGAGGACUGCUUUUGAUGCAUUUCACAGACUCUAGUAAGUUGUAUUUGUAUUUUCGUUUGCUUGUAGGUAUGGUUUAAUUUCCCCUGUGACCCACUGACUGCACAAGAGUAUAUUAUUCAAUUUCCAUGUGUUUGUGGGGUUUUUGCAGUUUCUUUUUUCCUUAAUUUCUAGUUUCAUGGCACUAUGAUCCAAUAACAUGCAUGAGUAACUUCAGUUCUUUUUCAUUUACUUAAAUAUGAUCUGUGGGCUACUAUAUGCUCUAUUUUAGAGAAUUUCCUGUGUACUGCUGAGAACAAUGUAUAUUCUGAUGCUGUUGGUUGGAACACUCUGUAUAUGUCUAUCAGUUCCAUUUGUUCACAGGUGUGAUUCAGUUCUGUUAUUUCUCUGCUGAUUUUUCUUCUGGUUGAUCUGUCCCUUUGUGUCAAUGGUGUGUUAAGGUCUCUUGUUAAUAAUUGUGUUACUGCUUAUUUGCUCUUUCAUUUCUGUUAGUACUUGCUUUGUAUAGCUAGUUGUUAUGGAAUUUGGUGCAUAUAUAUUUAAGAUUGUUAUCUCUUCCUCUUGAAGUUUUACCCUAACUAGUAUGUAGUGACCUUUUCUCUUGGGAUCAUUCUUGGUUUGAAGUUCACAUUGUCUGCAAUCACAAUAGCUACCCUGCUUUUUUGUGUGUUCCCGUUGCAUGAAGGAUUUUUCCAUCCUUUGAUUUUCAGUCUAUGAGUUUACUUUUGGGUUAGAUGGGCUUCUUGUAGACAGCAUAUGGUUGACUGUUGUUUUUUGAUCCAUUCUGCCAGUCUGUUUCUUUUAAUUCGUGAAUUGAAACCAUUUACAUUAAUGGUUAUGACUGUUAUAUAUAGGUUUAUUGUUGACAUCUUCUCUUUCUGCUGUUGUAUCUUUACUUUUCCAUUCUGUUUAAUUGUCUGCCUUGCUUAGUGGUUUUUUCCUAUGUGUAUGUACAUUGUCUUUCAGUAUUCUUUGCAGGGUUGGUUUGGAGUCAUGAAGUUCUUCAGCUGUUGUUGUCAUAGAGGUAUCUUAUUUUUCCAUCCAUUUUGAGGGAUAGUUUUUCAGGGUAUAUAGUCUGGGUUGGAAGUUGUUUUCCUUUAGUAUCUGAAAUACUUCGCUCCAUGCUCUUCUUGGCUUCAUUGUGUUGAGAAGUCUGCUGUGAUUCUGAGAGGUUUUUCUUUAUAGUGAUCUGUCUUUUCUCUCUAAGAGCUUUUAAUAUUCUGAUCUUACGUUUGAUUUCAGGAAUGGUGAUUAUUAUAUGUCUGGGUGUAGUUUUAAUUUGGUUAUGGCUAUUUGGAAUUCUAUAUGCUUCAGUAAUCUGCAUGUCAGCUUCCAUGCUCAUGUUUGGGAAAUUUUUAGCUAUUACUUCUCUAGAUAUCCUCUUGAUGUCCUUUGUGUUGUCCCCUUCUUUUUCAUUUAUCCCUAUCUUAUAUUGUUUCUCUUUGCAUCAUCUUAUAGCUAUUGAAUUGUUAUUUCCCAGAUUCCUUAUUUUUAAAAGAUCUUUCCUUUCUUGUUCACUAGCUACAAUCUUGUCUUUAAGGUCUGAAAUUCUAUCUUCACUUUCGUUGAUGCGGUGUUGAGAACUUACAAUGAAAUUUUUGAUUUCUUGUAUAUCUCUUUGACCCUGCUUCGUGUAUUCUGUUUGUUUCUUAUAUUGUUCAUUCAAGGAAUCUGUUUUUUUGCAUUGUUCUUCUAAUUUUUUAACUGUGUCUUCUUUAGCUGUGUUCAGCAUCUCUUUCAUUACUUUUAUCAUUUCUUCUUUUUACCUGGUAGAUUAUUUCUAAUUUGAACUCCUUUGUAGCUUCCUGGAGUUGCUUCUUUAUUUCAGUUGCUAUUAUAUCAGGUAUUUCAUUUGUAUGGCUUAUAUUUUCUUCUAUGUACAUGCUCCUAGGGUUUCUUGGGAUGGGCUGCAGGUUUGAGAUUACAUUUUGGUCUUUUGUCAUUUUCCUGUAUUUCUGUGUUUCCAGCAGUGUUGCAAAGCUGCUUCUGGGAAUGCUGGAAAUCGCCUCCUAUGCCCUUGGCUCCUGGGACUGAAUGGAGGUUGUUGAACGUGGUCCAGUGAGGCCCUCAGGACCUCCCGUGCCACCUUCAGUGUUCUAACAACCUGGGUGGGCUACUAACCAUUGUGGGUGAUGGUCCAAAGCUCUCCCUGGGCUAGUGCCCGUGUGCUGGAACUUACCUCGCACAGCCUCAGCUCCCUGGAUUGAGAGGAGGUCACUGGGCAUGGCCUGGUUAGACCCGCAAAACCUGCUGAGCCUAGUCUAGUGUGGCUGGAUGCUGGUUGGGCACUUAUAUGCUGGCAGCGAUGAUUGGAAACUCUCCCUAGGCCCACAUUGGUGUGCUAGAACUCACCUCGUGAGGCCUUAGCUCCCCUGGUUGAAAAAAGUUCGCUGGGGAUGGGCCAGUUAGGCCGCGAAACCUUCAAAGCCUAUUCUAGUGUAGCUGGAAGCUGGGCAGGCACUUAACUGCUGGCAGCGAUGAUCUUAAACUCUCCCCAGGCCUGCAUUGGUGUCCUGGAACUCACCUGGCAGCACCUCAGCUCCCUGGUUUCUGUAGUUCUGUAUUUUAACAUAAGAUGGCAGCAUUGAAAUCAGUGUAUAGCAGAAACUGUAUCUAAGGUAUGGGCACUGUAAAUGUGUGAUCAUUUAACCCAUUGUAAUAAGAGGAAUUCAGUCUUUUAAAUGUUUUAGAAAUCCAUGUAGAUUAUAGAUCCUUUUGCUACCUGUCUGAAAUCAGAACUCUGUGGAAUUUAAUUAGGUAUAUCAGGAAUCCCUUUUAAUGCUAGUUAUUCCAAGUACUGACUAAAUUAAAAGUUUAUGUUGCUAACUUGUCCAUACUCUAAGUUCAGAUUCAGAUAUCUAACUACCUUUUUGGAUAAAUACUUUUUCACUGUCACUAGACAGUCUGUGGUGUCUGGGUGUCACUGCCCUCCCUUCAGCGCCUGCUAUAGUAUCAGGGAUAUAGUUGUUACCCCCAAUAUGUAGUGAUGAAAAAUAUCCACAAUCCUUUUUUUCCUGUAUUUUUCUCUUUUAGUUAGUGCCACUGUUAUCCUCCCAGACAUUCAAGCCACACACCUACACAUCAUUCUUUUUUUAUUAGUGCAGGUUUAUAAUAUAUGAAAUUUAUACUCAUUUAAACAAGUAAGUACAUAUAUCUAACACAUCUAGAUUAUUUUUAUAUCCAUUCUAUUCUCCAUCCAUCCCUCUCCCUCUAUCUUUAGAUUUCCUUUACUCAUUUUCAUUAUUAUUUUUAAUUCACCUUUUCAAACAUGUUUACGUUCACUGGGUUGUUUACAUGGACAUGACACAUUUUAAAGUUUGGACUUCUCUUUCCUCUCUAACUCCCCACCUGGCUGUACAUCUCGUGGAUUCCUUUCUAGUUGUAAAAGAUUUACAGUGUCUCCCUACUUCCUUCUAUCAGUGCUUUAUUUUGUGUUUUAUUACACUUCAUCUUUCUCAAAUGAAAGAUGCCACAAGGUAUUUAAGCUUCUUUUGCAUCAUUCUUGACUACAUUGCACUUACCCUCUGUAUGUACUUGUAUUUUGUUUUUUUAUUUUUUAAACCUUCAAUUUAUGCUUAUCUGUACCACUUUGUUCCAUCCUCACUCCUGCCACUUCAUGUUAGACUGUUAUCUAAACUUUAUCUAGACUUUUCUCUACUUGCUAGGACAAAGUAAAUAACACCCAAAUUGAAAUAAGGAGUGGUUUAUUUAGCUACCUGUGGAGGUUUCAGUUCAUAAUCAGCUGGUUCCAAGGCAGGGUGACAUAGCACUGGGGCAACACUUCAGGGGAGCAGCCAACAAAAGCCAGAGCUAAAGGAAAGAAAAGUAAGCCUCUUUUCUUCCCUUGCAUUGUAUGAAAGCCACCACCACCCCACCCUCUAGCAGGUCCCCCAGGCAGAUAUAACACUCUCAAAAUCUCUGUGCCCUCUUGCACAGGGAUGAAGAUAUUUACAAAGUAAGGAUCCUGACUCCUUGUUAAUUCUCUUAGUUAAACUUCAAAACGUGUCACAUUAACACUGUGUAUCAACUAUAACAUCUGUCUCAGAUGAUCAACUGCCUCUCCGAGGCUUCCCUGAUUUCAGUGUCAUUUCCAUUCUACUUCAGUGUACUAUCAGUCUUUCUUCCAAGAUGCAUUGCUGAUCAUAUCCAACUCCUACGUAGACCAUUUAGCAACUUCUCAGUGGUUGCCAAGACAAAAUGCUCUCAAAGUAUUGAGGACUUGCUUAACUUUGUAUUUGUGGGUUUUAAAAAUUUUAUGUAUAGCCCGGCAUGAUGACACACGCUUGUGAUCCCAGCAUGCAAAGCUAACGCCAGCCUGAGGCCAGCCUGAGCUAUGUAGUGAGUCCUAGGCCAUCCUAAAGUGUAUAAAUUGAACAAGUAUGUAUACAUCAACUGGAUAAAGAAAUAAAACAUUGCUAUCACUCUAGUAAACCUCCUAAUACAACUUACUUACGUAUUUGUAAGGCAUUGCUUAUAGUUUUCCUUUAUUAAUGAAGCCUUCCUGUAUGUUUUUAUGUUUUUUCAUUCAAUAUUAUAUUUGAAGUCAGUUAUGUGAGAUAACCAAAGUUUCUUUAAUCUCUUUAUUGCAUUAAGUAUAGUUUUACAAGUAUUUUUCCUUCACAAAUAUUUUGAAACUCUUUGUUGUUGCAUUAUAUUCAGCUAUUUUAGAAUCACUUUCAAAUUGAUUGUCAUUUGUUCUUGACAUAUUUGGAGAGUAGGCCUAUUUUACAUUGCUCUAAAGAGUUGAACCAGCAGGCAGAUCUUAUUCCAGUUACUUUAAGAAGUCCCAUGGCGUUUUAAUAAUGUUGAUUUUUUAAAAUAGGCUUGUAAAGUAGUAAAUUUCCUGUCAUACAAGUAUUCUAGUUGAUUCUGAAUAAAUGUGUCAGAACUUCUGUAGAAGGAAUUUUUCUACCAACUAAAAAGAUAAUGAAUGACUGCAUGAUUCUAUAAUGCAAAACUCAAUUCAUUUCAGUUCAGUGAGCAUUUUGAGGCACAUAAAAUGUGGUAGGCAUAGUAGUAGACAUUAGGAACAGUAUUCACACCUGAAUAAGAAAUUAUAUUUACAUUUUAGUUGCUCACAUCUAGUAAAGAUGAUACUUUAAAAACUAAUUUACAUAAAAGUAUGUGGAUGCUUAGGAAAGGGAAUAAUAUCAGGGUCAGUGUAAUUAGAAAAGGCUGUUUGGUAGAUGUAAGGUGUAAGUUAGGUCUUAAGCAAAAGGAAUGAAAUGAUACGAUUUUCAUUGGUUUUAGAAGCGCAUUAAAAUUUAAAUCCUUGUGCAGCCUUUCUAAACCAAAUGAAAAUACAGAUGAUAUUCAUUUGCCAAGAUGCAGAGAAGUUUGGAUACAAUUAUAUUUUCAUAUAUGUAGGUAUACCACACAAAUACACCUCAAAUACAAACAUUUAUUUUACCACUAUGCUUUGUGAAUAAGUGCUUAAUAGAUAGCUAUUUUUAGAUAAUUGCCAACACCAUCAUGAUGAUCACCCUAAGAUACAGUUUGGCUAGAAAAGAAUAUUGAUAACAUUGAAACAAGGAAGAAUAUCAGGCAAAGGCCUGUGUGAGACUGAAACUGGAGUUUGUGGGAUGCUAAGUAUAUUAAUUUGAUGACCUGAGUUGGACAAUGUUGGAAAACAAGUCAUGCUGGGUAGGUUGGUUCUACAUGCUAACUGAAAAAAAAUUUUUCCCCUUUAAUUACUUGUGUUGAUUUUUAGGUCCUAUGUAUUCUGAGAUUAAUAUUUGGGAAUGUUUUUACUUAAUUAGAAAGUAUUAUUGUGGUUUAUAUAUGAAUGUCCCCACAAAGCCUCAUGUGGCCUUAGGGGUGCUCUUUGGAGCCGAUUGGAUUAUCGGGGCAUGAUGAUUGUCAGUGAACUAAUCCACUGAUGAGUUUAUAGCUAAAUGUGAUUUGGGACGUAAAGCCUGGUUGGAAGAGGUGGAUCACUGGGGGUUAGCCUGGAAGACUAUUUUCCUCCUUCCUCUCUUGAUCUCUUUCUGCUUCCCAUGGUUGUGACAUUUCUCCACUCCUAUGCCACCUUGCUUUGGAGCCUCCUAACAAUGGGCUGAAACCUCGACAAACCAUGAGCUAGAGUGCACCUUUCCUUCUUACAGCUGUGGGUGUUGUGUAUUCUCUCAGUGAAGAAGAAAGUAAGACAACCGACAAGUAACAUCUACCCUGUUACUUUUUAAAACUUCAACAAAUCUAUUGAAGUAAAUGUAGGGCAUCCCCCAUGUUAUUUUUCAUUAACCACUGUAUCUGGGUUAUUUUGCAGGCAAUAGCGGUUAUAUAAAAAUGAAUACUUUCUAUUUUAUAAAAAUAAAAACAAAAUUGCAUAACAAAAUAAUGAGUAUAACAGUAAUUAAAACUUUGUAUCAUUAUCUUCAAAGCAGUUUCUCAGGGCACAAAACAAACCAAAAAGAUUCUUUUUUUUUUUUUUUUUUAAAGAAUUUUAUUUAAAGAGAAAAAAAAGCAAAACAGAAAAAAGGGUAGAAGUAAUACAGAAUUUCAAAAAAAACAAAUAGUAAGAAAUCACUAGUUGAUAGAUUUCAUAUUGUCAUCUUAGAAGUCACUAUUCCAGUUACAAAAUUAAAGCAUACAAAGUGGACAUUCAAACAGUGAGACUGCAAACAGUUCUGUUCAAUGAUCCAACAAAAACUUAGUAAUAUACUUAUCUAUCUUACACACUUAAACAUACAUGCAGUUAUAUCCUUUAGAGCACUUUCUUUUCCUCUCUUUUUUUAUAAUAACAGUUACACAUUUUAGGUAUUAUUACUCCUACAGUUCUUAUUACUUUGUUUGAAGAGAAUAAAGCCAAAGGUAACAAAACAAAAUGCAAUCAAUUAAAACAAGAAUAGACAAUAGUAUAUUAUGUAAAAACAAAAUACAAGGUGGUCAACAAUGGCUACUAUAAAGCCUCUUGCUAUCUUCAAAAGAAUUGCCAUAUCUUUAAAGAGGGUAAGAUUAAACAUACCAAAACAGAACAAAACAGAUCAUAAGGAAACAAUUUUAAGAAACACUGAUUUCAAAGCAAGUCCACUGGAGAUCUUUCCUGUCUAUCUUAUUGUCUCUAGUUUUCUGCCAAAUAGUUGUCCCCAUCUUCACACACAUUGAAUACAUACUGAACAUUAUAGAACUAAUCUAAUCAGAGCAGGAUGAUGAAGGCUUUUUAGGUCUUCAAGACCUGAUAUUGGGGAAGUCAAUAGUGACUGCCAUAAUGUCCCUCAUUCUCUUCAUAGUAGCUGUCCUUAUCUUUACGUACGCUGAAAUUGAACAUGAGACUAGACUAAUAUCACUCUGAACUGUGAAUAAUAGUUUUGCUAGAUUUUAUAUCAUAAUGUAACAGAAUUAGCACUGGGUUUCUUAGUGUUUCUUCUUCAGAGUAUCUGUUCAUUACAUCAUGCAUUAUAUAAUCUGUUCCGUAAGCUGUUUACAAAUUCUCCCCAUGUGUGAAUCACUACAUGUAUAUCUAUCCUUUCUGUAUUAUAGGGAAAAACAGAUCAUAACAAAACAAAAAAACAAAUUCUUAGAAAAAUAUGAAAUGAAAAAGACAUAUAAAAUCACAAUAUUAGAAUAUUAGGUGAUCUACAGUAGUUACUAUUCUUUCUCUUGUUAUUUUCAAUAGAGUUGUCCACAUCAUCAGACAUAUAAUAAUUGAACAUAGCAUUACAUAGCUAUGUUAAUAAACAUACAACUUUGGAGACAUUGUAGGACUUCGAAAGCAGUUAAUAAUCAAAUCGGAAUGACUGUGUUAUUACAUCUUGUCAUCUUCAGAAUGGUUGCCUCUACUCUUAGACUUGAUACUAUCGAACAUACCAAAUUCGAAUAAAAUCAGUCCAGGCAAAACAGCAGUUUAACAAACCAGCUUCAAAUAAGAUCAGUCAUAGUAAGACAAUGUAGGUAAUACAAGGCUUCAGUUUCAGUUAGUAGGAAAUUAAGGAUAGUUAGCAUGGUAUAGCCUGCUAUUUUGGGGAUAGCUAUCUGUGCCCACAAAUCUAGUAUGAGUAGACUGACAGGAACAAAAUAAAAUCAAAUUAAGCAGAGUGAUAAGACUACUGUGGCUUUUAAAUCCUGAUACACUAUUAACAAUGUCCUCUGCCUUUUUUAGGCAGUUCCUCACCUUUCGCUUUCUCCAGAUGCUUUGUAUAUUUUGGGUCCCACUAACUCCUUUAGUUUUUAGAUUAAGGGGCAACCUGUUAUCUAUCUUGGUGGUGCUGAACUUUUUAGCCCUGAGCUUGAUCUUGAGCUGUACUCCUUUACUUACUAAAGCCACAAGGUUUUUAUUCCUUCUAGCUGUGUAGUUCUACACUACACGAAAGUGUCAUAACUUUCCAACCUACGUGCGGCUGCUGGACGAGUCGUUCCUAUUUCUCUCUGGUUCCCUGUCACUUAGAGCUUCGUUUUCUUGUCUUUGACUUUAAGUUUAUUAACCUUCUUUCAGGUUGAGUAUAUUUCCUAUUCAGAGCAUCUCGAUGGAUCCUGCUUCCUAAUCUAUUCUGCCUAUGUUUCUUUUUGUUAGUGUAUCUAGGCUAUGUAUGUUAAAAAUUAUAACCCACCUUCUCUGCCUCAACUCUGUUAUUUUAUUUUUCUGCUAUUAUUUGUCCAUUUUUCUCCUUCAUUCCACUGUCCUCCUUGUUCCACUUGUCCUCCUCCUCUCUGCCACUGUUGCUGGAAUCCUGAUAUUUUUUUCCCCUCUCUCUCGAGAAUAUCCUUUAGUAUUUUCUGUAGGGUUGGGUUGGUGGCCAUGAACUCCCACAGUCCUUAUGGUCUUGGGAACAUCUUGUUUCUCCAUUAAUUUUGAGAGAGAGAUUUUCAGGGUACAUCAGUCUUGUUUGGAGGUUAUUUUCUUUCAGGGAUUGGACUGUUUCCCCCCAGGCUUUUCUCGAUUUAAUAGUUUGUGUUGAUAAGUCUGUCAUUAUUUUGAUGAUUUGUCCUUUGUAGGUGAUCUGCUUCUUUUCUCUGACUGCUUUUAAUAUUGUGUUCUUGUGGUGGAUUUCUGGAAUCUUGAUUAUAUGUCUGGGUGUAGAUCUGUUUUAGUUGUAGUUGGCUGGAGUUCUGUUUGCCUCAUUUAUUUGAAUAUCAUUUCUUUUUCCUAUGCUUGGGAAAUUUUCCUUAAUUAUUUCUGUAAUUCUUUGUAAUUCGUUUGUGGUCACUCCUGCUUCUUUGCUUAUAUUUUUUAUUCUUUUUUUUUUAAUUUUAUUUAAGGAGAAAAGAAAAAAAAGCAGGGAAAGGGUACAAGUUAUACAGAUUUACAGAAAAAAAAUGAACAGUAGGAAAUCACUAGUUAAUGGAUUACAUCUUGUCAUCUUAGAAAUAAUUGUUCAAGUCACAAAAUUAAAGCUUGUAAAGUGGACAUUCCAUCAAUGAUACUGCAAACAGUUCUGUUCAUUGAUCCAAUAAAACUCUGUGAUAUCAUUUUCUAUCUUAUACACUUAAAUAUACAUGCAGUUAUAUAGUUUGGAGCACUUUCUUUUCCUCUCUUUUGUACCAUGACUAUUACACAUUUUGGGUUUUAUUGCUCCCACGGUUCUUAUUACUUUUUUGGAAGAGAGUAAAACCAAAUGUGACAUAACAGAACAGAAUCGGUCAAGUCAAAAGGGUGGACAUAAUAGAUAAUGUAAAAACAUAAUACAAGGUGAUCAACAAUGGUUACCAUAAUGCCUCCCGCUAUCUCUAAUAGAAUUGCCUAUAUCGUUAGUUAUAAUACAAUUGAACAAAACAGUAAAGAAUAAAACUGACAAAACCAAAACAUUGGAGACAUUGUAGGUCUUCAAAAGUAGAUAAAAGUCAACAAGAAUGGGCGUCAUAAUGAAUCUCAUUAUCUUUACAGCUGAUGCCUAAACUUUCGAACCUGAUACUAUCCAACAAAACAGAAUAGGGGAACAUCAGUUAAAACCCAGAUGGUGAGAGUAAUACAGGGCUUUAAAUCAAGGUAAUGAAAAGUCAAAGUGGGUUACUAUAAUAUAUCCUGCUAUUUUUUUCCUUUAAUUAAAAGGAUAAAGAUAAAAAAGUAAAUAAUGGAGUGGAGAUUGAGAUAAAAGAGGGCAUAACAACGAAACAGCGCAGAACAAAACAUAUCCAUUUAAGCAGAAUAGUGUUUCACCACCAGAUAAUCCUAACCUAAAAGUAGUUACCAUAUUGUCUCUUUCUUUGAAAUCCUUGAGUACAACUUCGUAUACUGUAGCAUUAAGUAUAUCAAAACAAUGUAAAACCAUUCAAGAGAAUGACAGCAUUACAGAGUAUUUAGAAUCGACUAACAGAAAAUGAACAAUGGUUUCUGUAUAAUCUCCUUGUCUUUAAAAGGUUUUUGCUUAUACUAUCCGUACAUAAUAAAAUCCAAUAAGAUACAGCCUAUUUAGACCAUUGGAGACAGAAGGACAAAAGCUAGAUGAGACUUCAAAACAAGAUGAUACUAAAUCAGUAUUACCUAUUAAGAUGUCAUUUUCUCCAAAAUAGCUGUUCCUAUCAUCCAAUCUUCUCUGCCUCAUUUCUGUUGAGCUCUUUUUCUGUCAGUAGCUGUCAGUUUGUCUUCUUCAUUUUGUUCUCUGCUCCAUUCGUUGUGGCCUCUCUGCUAUUAUUUCUGGAUUCUUUGUAUUUUUCUUUUUUUAGAAUAUCCUGCAAUACUCUCUUUAGAGUUGAAUUGGUGGUUGCAAAUUCCCCCAGUUCCUCUUUAUCCUGGAAGCACCUUGUUUUUCCAUCAAUUUCCAGGGACAGUUGUGCAGGAUAUCUCAAUUUUGGCUGGAGAUUAUUAUCUUUCAAAGCUUGAAUUAUUUCACCCCACGCUCUUCGUGAUUUGAUGGUUUGUGCAGAGAAAUCUGCUGUAAUUCUGAUGGGUAUUCCCUUGUAAGUGGUCUGUUUCUUGUCUCUUACAGCUUUUAAUAUUCUGUUCUUGUAUUGAAUUUCUGGAAUUUUUAUUAUUAUAUGCCUGGGUGUUGCUCUGUUUGGGUUGUAGGUAGCUGGGGUCCUGUAUGCCUCAUACAUCUGAGUAUCUUUACCUUUUGCUAAAUUAGGAAAAUUCUCCUGGAUUAUUUCUGUGAGUAGCUUUUGUAGUUCACUUGUUUGUGUCCCUACUUCUUCUUUUAUGUUCUUAAUCCUUAAGUUAUGGAUCCUCUUAUCAUCUUGUCUUUGUAUUAUUGCUGUUUGUUUCUUUGUUAUUUUUAAGAAGUUUUUCAUUUCAUUCUCCCAUAUUACAAGUCUGCCCUCCAGUUCAGAUAGUCUGUCCUUAGUUUCUUUCAAGCUGUUAUGCCAGUCUUCUAUAGACUUCUUAGUAUCUUGGUAGUCCCUUUGAACCUGCUUCACGUAUUCUAUGCUUUCUCUGUUUUCUCCAUCAAACAAUUCUCCCCUUUUUUUCUGUUCUUCCAUUCCACCACCUGUUUUUUCUUGGGUGGUACUUAGCAUUUCUCUAACUAUUCUGCCUACUUCUAGCUUCAGGUCGUUGAUAACUUCAUUCCUGAAUUGGUCUAUGAGGCUCUCUAUAUGGUGCCUUAUGUAUAUUGGUGCGGUGUCUGCUAUUGCCUGUUUCUCAGAAUUGGGGGCCGAGGAGCCUUUCUUGUUGCUGCCUUUUCCCAUGCUGCCUCUUCUUCUCUGUUCCUUAUAUAUGCAAGCUUAUAUAAGAGGCCCAGCUUCUCUCCCAGUCAGCCACAGCCUGAUCGAAUUGUGCCAGUUAGGUGUUCCCGCUCACCGCUGCGCACCAGGGAGUUACGGACCAGGCAGCCUACGCGUCUCCCCUCCCGGCCACUGUCAGGCUUUGGGAUCUGGGUUGGGACAGCCUACCAGGUCCGCCGGCAGCGUCACGCAGGCCAGGCACUUUUUACCAAUCCCGCCCGAGAGGGGGAUGUGUGGCUGGAGUCGCCACAGCGCCGUGCUCCCGCAGGACUGCUCGGGCCCAGAAAGUCCACUGCUGGAGUCAAACUGUGGUAGAGUGUCAGUUUCUCUCACCUACCUCACCACAAGUCAGUGCACGCCUCCCUGCCGUUUGCAGAUUGCCGUUCUCAGAGCUUCUGCGUGUCUCUCUCCUUGCCGAGCCACUGUAGAGGCAGCCAGCCACCGCACGGCGGGAAACCCAAAUCGCGGCUUACAAUGGCGCGGGGUCCAGCCUGCACACCAAGGCUUUUCUGUAUCUGUUUUAGCACCAGGACUGCAUUCCAAGUUGGUUUCUCUCAGCCCAGUUCGUUCCUGAGUCAGCAGAGCAUAUCUCCACCUGCUUAUGUCUCCUUAGUCCGCACCAUUCCUGGCUUCUGAGCCAAGUCUUUCAGAGAGCCUCCGGUAGUUUCUGUUAUCUGUCCGCCAUGUUCUCCCGGAAUAUAUUUUUUAUUCUUAAGUUAUAGAUCUUCUUGUCAUCUUCUAGCCUUUGGAUUGUUGCUUAUUGGUUCCUUGUUAUUUUUAAUAGGUCUUUUCCUUCAUGAUUACACAUUGUAAAUCUUUCUUCAAGUUUCAAAAGGCUAGCUUUUGUUUCUGUCAAGGCAUUUUGCCAGCUUUCAAUGGAGUUUUUAGUUUUCUGGUAGUCUCUUUGGAUCUGUUUCAUGUAUUCUAGAUUUUGUUUAUAUUCUUUACCAAAGGUUUCUCUUCCUUUUCUGGGUUCCUCCCUUUUUCCCUCUGUGUUUUCUUGAGAGGGGCUUAGCAUUUCUUUAAUUAACCUUUUUAUUUCUUGCCUCACUUGAGUUUGAAUUUCAGUUUCAAAUUCAUCUAUGAAGUCACGAAUGUAUUUAUGUCUGCUGAUGUUGUGGCUAACAUUGCAUGGUUGCUGGGCUGGUUCUCUUCUGUAUUUACCUCUCCUGGGCUUAUUUUCCCAGGGUCAGCAGCUGAAAGUUUUGUCUUAUCCUUUGCUCUUGUCAUGUUUCUGGUUUCUUUCAGACAGGUGUGUGGAGGAGGUCUCAGGCCUUCUCUGUAUUCCUUACAGUUUUUCUAAAGCAUGCUGGCUGGGGGCUUGCUGCUCUCUCCACUUUGCUGAUAUCUGAGGUGGCAUGCAGGGACACUGUGGACUGGCCCGUCCCCUCUGAGCCAGUCAAUCUGCAAGUAAAUUCAGCAGUUUACACUGUGCUGUGGCAGAAGUCACAGGGUUGGAACAGUUUCGUCCCUGCCUAUUGGUUCCCAACCAGUGGCGUGGUUCAGCCCAAGCUGCUCCCACCGGUCCUCUCUGAGCAAGGGGUUGUUGACUGAUGCCACCACAGCACCGGGCUCUGCCCUACUCCAAGAUGUCUUCCAGUGAGCCACGCAUGCCAUGGGACCCAAUUUCCAGCACUCACCAAGAGCCAAUAAAGCUCUCUACCUUGGCUCCAUUCCACACUGUGCCACGUCCUCCCACCAAGGGCCCAGGACUCACCAACUCCCUUUAUCGGCAGCCCCAGCUUCAGCACAACCUUGAAUUGUCCGACUCCAUGACACUCCCAGCACAGUGCGGAAUGGGUCUCAGUGAGUAUGUUGGGCUUCAGGCCUCCACUCAGGCUUUUCCUUCCUCUUCCUGAUUUUAUUUUUCCUUUCCUCAUGGAUUAGUGAGAAUCAUUCUCCAAUCGUCUGGCCCUCUCCAUCUUGUCAGAUUCUAGCAUGUGGCCUCUUUUCCCUGGAGAGGUUCUCUAUCUAGCUUCCUAGCAAGCUGCCAUUUUUUUCUCUCUGUCCGAACCAAGAAGAUUCUUACAAAAAAGAAACACAUAAUAACACUAGCUUACUUUUAAAUAAACUAAUAUAAACUAGAGUAGAACCUUGGUUCAUGAGCUUAAUUUUCCAUAAUUUUGGAAAAAAUGGUCACAUUUGAGUUUGUGUAUAAAAGAUACUGUAUUAAAAUACUUCUGAAACAACGGAUUAUGUAAUUUGAGUAAAUGUGUGAACCCCUAUCUACUUUGUAUUUAUCCUCUUCUAUUUUGUGCUGUCUCUCUCUUUAUAUAUAUAUAUUCUCUCUCGUUCUUUCUCUUAUAGGACUGCUUUCACUGUGCUCCAUGCAUUCUAAUAUGUUCUACUGGUAUUAUCACUUAAUUCUAGGAACUAUCUUAAUUGUUAAAAAAACUUAAGAUUAUCUGACCCAUUGAUUAUUCAAUUGUAUGUUUUUUAAAUUUCCAUUUUGUUUGCAUACUUUCUGUGGUUUCUUUUGCUAUUGAAUUAAAGUUUCGUUGAACUGAGACUUGACAAUAUGCAUAGUAGAAUUUCAAUUUUUUUGCAGUUGGAUAAGUAUUCUUACUAGCUAGUAUGUGGUUUAUUUUGGAGGAAGAACUGUGUGUGACCAAAAGGCAUAUUUUGUUUUUGUUGAAGAGAACAUUUUAUAUAUAUAUAUAUGUAUAUUAACUACACAUAUUCAGAGAUUUGGUUCAACUCUGAUAUUUCUUAGUUGAAAUAGUUGUUAUUUAUGAUAGUGGGGUAUUGAGAUCCUGUACCAUAAUCAUAUGGAUGUUCCUCUGAUCUUUUAUAUCCAUUAGAGUUUGUUUUAUGAAGUUAGAUGCACUGUGGCUCAAUGUAUAUAUGUUUGUAAUUAUUAUCUCUUCCUGUUCAAUAGUUCUGAUAACCAAUAAGUAAUAUCCUUCUUUGCCACUUUUGAUCAGCUUUGGCUUAAAAUCCACUUUGUCUGAAAAUAAGGAUAUCUACUUCUGCCUGUUUCUGAGUUCCUAUUGCAUGGAAUGUUGUUUUUCAUCCUCUGAUUUUUAGUCUCUGAAUUUAGUUUUGUGUUGAAUGCAUUUCUUGUAUGUGACAUAAUGUUGGAUUUUGUUUCUUGAUCCAUUCUGCUAAUCUGUGUCUUCUGAUUGAUGCUUUCAGUUCAUUUACAUUGAUAAGUAUGAUUGAUAGGUAUUAAGUUAUUCCUGUCAUUGCAUUAAUUUCCUGUUGCUAUUUUGUGUUUCUUCUCAUCUACUUAAUUGCAAGCUCUGCCUGAUAUAUUCAUUUUAUUGGACCUUUUGGCGUUGUUAGCUUAAUUGACUCCUUUUAGCAUAUCCUUAAGAACAUUUUGAAAUAUUGGUUUGAAAGUCAUGACUUUCCAUUGGUUCUCUGUGUUAAAUUCUUUUUCCAUGUCUGGAAAAUUUUCUGCUAUUACUUUUGUGAACAGCUUUUUAAAAAAUAUCCUUUGUAAGGGGCUGGGGAUUUAGCUCAGCGGCAUAAGCACUUGCCUUGCAAGCAGGCAGUUGUGAGUUCGAUUCCUGAUACCGAUAAAAACGAAAAGGACCAAAAAAAAAAAAAAUAUAUAUAUAUAUAUAUAUAUAUAUAUAUAUAUAUAUAUCCUUUGUGCUAUCUUCUGGUUUUUUACUAAUUACUAUUAUUUUUAUUGUAAUCCUCUUUGAGUCAUCUAGGAGCUGUUGGAUCCAUAUUUUGUGUUCCUUUCUUGGUUGGCUUUUUUUUAAAUCACUGUGUUCAUUUAUGGAUUGCUGGGGAUACAGUCCAUGGAGAAUACACAGCAUGCAUUUGGGGGAGAAAUUAACCAUAUUUAUGCUGAAGACACUCAAUAAGCCUGUGAUGAGUUUAUUAGGUAGCAUAGGUCAGACCUAAGGUAAUGAAAAUGACUCAUGCAGCCCUGCACAAGUCAUUAAGAAUUCAACCUGCAAAUACAUUUGGCUGUUAAUUAUUUUUAAUUACUAAUACCUCACCAGAAGGAGAGAAGGUCAGUCUGCCUCUUUACCUUAAACGAAUGCUGAGAGACUCUGAGAAUCGUCACAAUAGGCCUCCACAUCAAAUUAUGCUUAUGCCAAAGUUUAAAGAAAUUUUGUUUCUACAAGUUCUGCUGAAUCAAUUUGUAGGCUUCAGUAUUAAACAGAGCUACACAAUUGAAACUGGAUUAGUAACUGAUUCAAAAAGACUGUAUUCAUUAGAAACCAGUUAUGUGCACUGUUGAGUUGUUCUAAUACUAGCAAACUGUUAUGCCAUAUUUGCCAAUUACUCAAGAUGUUUAUUUUAACUAGAUACAAUAAAAUG